UGAUGUUGGAUUCCGAAUUUCUUUGCCUGCUGAAUAAAUGACUGAAAAGAACAAAAAAUAAAUAUAGACAUGAAUUGCAGCACAACUCUAUACAUAAACGGAAUUUAAAAAAUAAAACAGCAUGUAUUAGGGGCAGUAACACAACAUAGUGUAUAUUAGAAAGAGUCAAGAGUGCAUUCCACUUCAGACAUUCAUUGGAAACAUACUGACAGUUUGAAGAGCAACUCAUGAAUCAGGAAAUUUGAAUAAAAGGAAGGGUGUAAAUGAUGCCUGCCUGUUGUAUUAGACGUGGCUCCAUCUCAAUAUGAGCAUUAAACAGCAGUAGUAGAAGGAAUGAAGAGUUCACAGUUAAUGAUUAAAUAGCAACAAGUGCAGCUAAUCUCGCAGAGCGCUGGUAUAAAUGUAGAGACUUUUGCUUCCUAUUUUGUUUACUUCAAGGUCUCUAAUUUGAGCAUCAUGUGUGGCCCAUUCAAGGGCUGUCAGGGCAUUUUGCGCCUUUUGGAAAUAAUCUUCAGUGCUUUAUCUCUCAUCAUUGUCAUCUUCAGAGGCAGGAUGGUGAGUCCAUGGGGUGUCUGGUGUGAGUUUGUGUGGGUUUUCUGCAUUACUGUGCCCCUGGUCCUGAGCGUGGUGGAGGCCAAAAUGUGGCACAUCCUCCUGGCUGCCUUCCUCCCCAACUGGGCUGACCUGACAUGCGGGCUGACCACCCUGUGUGCUGUGAUGAUCACCUCAGCCACGGUCAUCUUUGCAGCCGUUUUUGUCUGCCUCUCCUGCAUCGUCAACAUCUUGUGCUUCAUCUUCUCCCUGGCUGCCACAGUUGUUUUCCUGAUUGACGCUGUAAUGCAAAAGAAGAUGUUUCCAAGCGGCUACCUGUCCAGCCUGAGAGGAGGUCUCCGCACAAUAGAGGCCUUUAUGGCUUGUAUUAUUCUCACUGCUGCCACUGACCACUUUGUAAGUGGUGAAUGGUCCUUUCGCCCUUUUGGGAUGAUAUGCAGCAUCAUUGUGUUUGCUAUUUGCCUCCUGAUCACUGUGGUCAUCAUAGUUCUCCAUCUGCUCAAGCUGCUGCAGUGUCUACUCUCAUUCAGGCUGAGUUUGAUGGAGCUUGUGUUCAACAUUGUAGCAGUGCUGCUGUACCUGCUCGCUGUCAUUCAUUGGUCCAUCUUUGGUUACAAACGCAAAAACUACAAUCCUUACAUCUGUGACAAGUGUUCCUUUGUAGACAUGAAUACUGUUAACAUUGGAGCCACUGUCAAUCUUGUCUUUUACAUUGUGGACCUGGUUUUAUCCUUCAAAUCUCGCUAGAAAAGUAGACGUGACAUGUACUUACAGAUUAAGAUGAAAACACUGAUUUGCUUGUGUUGCAUGGUUUCAUUUGUUUGAGGUUAAUUUAUUUAAUGAGGAAAAUAUUUAAUGGACAGUAGCUGUUUAUAUGUACCGUAUGUUGCCCAAAAUCAUGUGAACUAUUAGUCAGUUUUAUCUACAUAAAAUCCUGCAUUGCAGUAUACAAGUGUUAAAGUCAGCAGGUGACAAUAUGAUAUAAAUAUAAUUGUUUUUAUGUCAUAUCGUUUUGCAUACUUAAUUCUCAAAGGUUACUACAUUUCAAAAUUAAGUUAUUAAAUGUACCUUCAUGAUGAAAACAUGCCUUUUUUAUUUUUAGGUAUUUCUUGUCAAAUUAAAAUGACUAGAGG
Messenger RNA from Siniperca chuatsi (mandarin fish), 1685 nucleotides. Its product is annotated as myeloid-associated differentiation marker-like protein 2. The transcript has a single exon. NCBI's taxonomy places the organism in Eukaryota, Metazoa, Chordata, Actinopteri, Centrarchiformes, Sinipercidae. The record is from RefSeq and is a predicted model, not a curated record. Gene Ontology annotation, cellular component: membrane. The coding region runs from base 457 to 1299 and encodes 280 amino acids.